AUGGUUAACCUUUCGGUUCAAAGGCGUCUGGCUGCGUCCGUCCUCGGUGUUGGCAAGCGCAAGGUCUGGCUCGACCCGGCUGAGCAAACUGACAUUGCAAACGCCAACUCGCGCGCCAACAUCCGCAAGCUGAUCAAGGAUGGCCAGAUUAUCAGGAAGCCUCAAGUGUCGCAGUCGCGUGAGCGUAUUCGCGACAUGCACAAAGCUAAGCGUCUUGGUCGUCACACCGGCUACGGUAAGCGCAAGGGUACCGCUGAGGCCCGUUUCCCUACGAAGGUGCAGUGGAUGCGUCGCCUGCGUGUGCUUCGUCGCCUGCUGAGGAAGUACCGUGAAGCUGGUAAGAUUGAUAAGCACCUUUACCACGAGCUCUACCUUAAGUCGAAGGGUAACGUGUUCAAGAACAAGCGUGUCCUGAUGGAGCACAUUCACAAGGCCAAGGCUGAGAAGUUGCGGUCGAAGCACCUUGCCGACCAGAUGGAGGCUCGUCGCUUGCGCAACAAGACGCUCCGCGAGCGCCGUGCCCAGCGGGUUGCCGAGAAGCGGGCAGCUAUCCUUGCCGUCGAGCAGCACGGCGAGGAGCAGCAGUAA
Messenger RNA from Malassezia restricta, 588 nucleotides. RefSeq names its product large subunit ribosomal protein L19e. The record is from RefSeq and is a predicted model, not a curated record. The transcript has a single exon. Gene Ontology annotation, biological process: translation. Gene Ontology annotation, molecular function: structural constituent of ribosome; RNA binding. Gene Ontology annotation, cellular component: cytosolic large ribosomal subunit; ribosome. NCBI's taxonomy places the organism in Eukaryota, Fungi, Basidiomycota, Malasseziomycetes, Malasseziales, Malasseziaceae. The coding region runs from base 1 to 588 and encodes 195 amino acids.